AUGCAUUACCAAACCAUUCUCGUCGCGCUCUUCGCCACUGCCGCUUUAGCCAAAGACCCAUGGGUGAGCUCAUUCUACAACGCUGACUGCACCAGCAACGGCGCCGGCGACGCCGUUAACAUUGAGGUGGACGACUGCGUUCCAUUUGACUCAAAGUACGACGCCGUCGCGGUCAACUUUGGCACCGACCUUGAGGAAAUGACAUCUUUGAAUGUAUACUCGGACGCCAGCUGCACGGUUUUUGCGGGGCCAUCUAUUACCUCCAGCUUGGCGGAUGAUACCCCACAGCAAUGUAUCAGUCAAAGCAAACACGGAGCAAAGUGGGGAAGUGUUCAGAGAGCGCCCUCCUCCAAUUAG
This is a messenger RNA of Letharia columbiana, 357 nucleotides long. RefSeq lists its product as uncharacterized. The record is from RefSeq and is a predicted model, not a curated record. The transcript has a single exon. Lineage: Eukaryota; Fungi; Ascomycota; Lecanoromycetes; Lecanorales; Parmeliaceae. Bases 1 to 357 code for a protein of 118 amino acids.